Tribolium castaneum (red flour beetle) is the source of this 3279-nucleotide messenger RNA. RefSeq names its product Choline acetyltransferase (gene ChAT). Lineage: Eukaryota; Metazoa; Arthropoda; Insecta; Coleoptera; Tenebrionidae. The record is from RefSeq and is a predicted model, not a curated record. Gene Ontology annotation, biological process: acetylcholine biosynthetic process; neuromuscular synaptic transmission. The transcript is spliced from 4 exons. Gene Ontology annotation, molecular function: choline O-acetyltransferase activity. Gene Ontology annotation, cellular component: neuron projection; cytoplasm. Bases 269 to 2110 code for a protein of 613 amino acids.
GAUCGGCACCGUGGAGACUCGCGCCGGCCAACACGGCCCGGGAGGCAGCCUUGGCCUACUCGGAGAUUCGCGCGUCGCCAACAACAUUCGCGGCUUCUUCGCCACCCGGAUAGGAAGCGCCCUUCCAGACACAGGAUGGCGCGAAUCGCUGCUUUCGCUACCGAAGAAGUGGCUGUCCGGGACGUCUCUGGUGCCCCCCAGCUCGACCACGGCUAGCACUGAGGAGCUCCCCCUGCCCAAGCUCCCCGUGCCGGAGUUAGAACAAACCAUGAACAAGUAUGAGUACACAAUGAGACCGCUCCUGAACACGGAAGAACAAAGAAAGCUGAAAAACCUCAUCGAGAAAUUCGCUGGACCAGGCGGACUUGGGACGCAGCUACAGCUCUAUCUGCAGGAUCGGAGAGAGAAAAUGGAUAAUUGGGCUUACGACUACUGGCUCGACGACAUGUACCUAAAAAACCCAUCCUCCCUCCCUGUAAACUCAAACCCGGGCAUGGUAUUCCCGCCCCGGAAAUUCACCACAAUCCUGGACGUGGCCCGCUUCACGGCCCGCCUUCUGGACGCAGCACUGGACCACAAAACCUAUCUAGACAAGAAGCAACUCCCGGUGGAACUAGCAACGUCCCGUGAACCCGGCCAGCCGCUUUGCAUGGCCCAGUACUACCGCAUUUUGGGCACUUGCCGGAUUCCGGGCCGGAAAAAGGACGCACAGGUGGUUCCGGGCAAGAGCGAGUCGGAACACGUGAUCGUAAUCUGCCGGAGCCAGCUGUACUGCGUUCCGGUGCAGGCCCCGGACCGGGGCCGCUUGAGCGAGGACGAGAUAUGCGCCCAGUUGUUGCACAUUUUGGACGACGCGCCUUGUCUGGCCAGCCCGCCGCCCGUGGGCCUCCUGACGGCCUGGAAGCGCCCGCUGUGGGCCGAAGCGCGCGAAAAUUUGAUGGGGAGCGAGCGGAAUCGGCGCAAUUUGGAUUUGAUCCAGCGGUCGUUGCUGGUGGUUUGUCUGGAUGAGGGGCUGGGGAGUGGGUUUAACUGUCGGUUGCAACGCGGGGGCAAAGGGCACAGUGCCGGGCACAGGGAUGAGACCAAUUUAGCCGUCCAGAUGAUACACGGAGGUGGCAGUACGUGCGAUACUGCCAAUCGAUGGUUUGAUAAAACCAUCCAGUUGAUUGUGUCUGGAGAUGGUGCUUGUGGCUUGUGCUACGAGCAUUCGCAAGCCGAAGGAAUCGCCGUGAUACAGCUUGUGGAGAAGUUGUGGAAGCAUGCAGACUCUCAACCAGCUACCUCCGAAGUACCUUCGGCUUCGAUAAGCCAUUUGCCGCCGCCCGAGCGCCUGGAAUGGACGCUGGACGACAAGGACUUUUCCCGCAUCGAGGAAGCGGCUCUUUCCAUCGACAAUUUAGUCAAAGACUUAGAUUUCCAAGUGUUCAGAUAUACGAAUUACGGCAAGGACUUUAUCAAGUCCUGCAAAGUCAGUCCAGACGUCUACAUCCAACUCGCACUACAACUAGCUUACUAUAGACUCUACGGCAAAUUGACCGCGACCUACGAAAGCGCCUCAACUCGCAGAUUCCGCCUAGGUCGAGUGGACUGCAUCCGGUCCGCGAGCCCCGAGGCCCUGGCCUGGGCCAUGGCCAUGGCCCAGCCCAAGGACGAAGACGACAGCAAGAAAGUAACCUUCCACUUGGUCAGCGACGAGGAGAAGCUCCGGCUGUGGAAGGAGGCCAUCAAGCGCCAAACCACCGAGAUGGUGGACAAUAUCCUGGGCCAAGGCAUCGACAUCCACCUGCUGGGCUUGCGGGAGGCUGCCAGGGAGACCUCACCGACUGCUGCGCACCCACUGCCAGACAUCUUCACCGAUUACACUUACAAGUUAGCUAACAAAUUUCUCCUAAGUACGAGUCAAGUCGCGACCUCGACGGACAGCUUCAUGGGGUACGGCCCAGUGGAGCCGGACGGGUACGGAGCCUCGUAUAACCCGAAACCCGACCAUAUUAUUUUCUGCUUGUCGGCGUUUUGGUCCAGCGAAGUUACGAGCACUUCGAGGUUUGCACAAUCGCUAGAUGAAAGUCUCAACCUAAUGCAAGCUUUACUCACAAGACCUGCCACUUAAAAAUGCGAAUUAGGGGUUCAGGCCUAAGCACCAUUGGCUCAAAGUUAAAGAAAUUGAACAGAGCAGGAGGAAUUGAAGUGAACUGCUUGAUGCUUGGUUUUUUACGCAGUAUUAAAUCGAAUUUAGUUAAAUUAUAUAUUAUUGUUAGUAAUUAUGAAUUUUACGACUGUUCUCAUACAAAUGAUAUAUUUAUACACUCAAUCUGGUUAUUUAUUUUAUAAGACGUACUAGUAGGCGAGCUUUUGAUUGCACUUUACGCUUUGAUUGGAAGGAUUAAGACUUGAGUUGAGUUUUAAAAUAUAUAUUCGUUGUUGUGUGUUUUGCAUGUUUGUUACCACGUGGUUACUUUAUGUAUAAAUGCUUUAUAUACUAUAAAAGUCGUAGCUGUACAAACAAUAAUCAUUUAUUACUUAAUUAACCAAUGGCCUUAACAUGGCAUAUCACUACGUCUGUCAAUCUAGCUAAACAAUUGUAAUAUACUUGUUAACACGUUAGGUAAGAAGCCUUUUGACCGAUUUUGGCGCAAACGUGAUAAAAGUCCAAAAAGUAUUCUUCGUGUAUUGUAGGUUCCUAUGUUUUGGUUAGUGUACAUAGAUUACAUAGAAAAGUCGUGUAUUAGCAAUAUGAAAUAGUGUAUAUUUUUUCCACGUAGACUUGUACAGGGGAUGUUACCAACUACUCGAUUUCUUUUCUGAUCUGUGUCUUCAGAUUAUUUUAAACUUGCUGAAUAGCUUUAAUAUCAUAGUUGUGUUUGUUGCUUUACAUUAUCAGAUUGUUCAGUUCAGUACCAAAAAUCAAAAUUUUUGUAAAUACCGGAACUGUACAUAUCGCCAAUUUUUGCUGUUUAUGACUGUCACUGGAUGUUUUAACAUUAAUCUGUUGUCACUACGCAGUGAUGCCCGCACCAGUAUAUCUUGUCCAUAUUUAUAGACUAGGCCAGUAUUGUAGAUAUCUAAUAUAAAAACGCAUGUAAUUGUUUUUACACUCGAUUCAUUUAUAGUUGUACUGUGAUACAUAAACGCUUAUCUACCACUUUAUUUAAAGAUUGUAACCUUGUUGCGCCUUUAGUUUAAUGAACCAAUAUCGAAACAUAUCACUUUUAGAGACUGUAGCGUUGAAUGUUAUAUUGUGAUAUAUUUAUGUGACGGCAAAUAAAGACGUAAAAUGUU